GCUCUCUGUUCCAUCCCCUCCCUCCCAUCGUCCUCGUGCUCCCUCCCUCUCUUCUUCCCACGAUUCGUCUCCACCACUUCUUCCUUCCUUCCUCUUCUUCUUCCAUCUCAGACGCAGGCUUCCUCCCGCCGCCUUUCCUUCUCCAGCAACUCGUCUCCAGCUGGUUGUUUGAUUUCCUCUCGGCUUGGUAUAUUAAGGUUCGUUCAAGGUUCCAUUAGUUCCGGCCGACCCAGAAAGGUAAAUAUACUGUCCUUGAUCUGUCCUCGAUUCUUCAUUCGAAUUUCGUAGGUUUUUGUUAUUGGAUCAUUAGGUUUUCGUCUUAGAGGUGUGAUAUCUGUUGGAUUUGCGGUGAAUCUACCUCUGAAUUUCUGUUUCUGCCGCCAAUUUACCACUGAAUCCGUGGUGAUUGAAUUGUUCACCUUUAGCUGUUAAUAGGGCUAACUUUACCUUCCUCAACGGCUCCUCCAAGUUCAGAUUUGGUUCGAUGAUAGUGUAUAUGCGGGAUAGUUCUACAAUUGCACCUAUGGUUACCGGAUUAGCGGGAUUUCUUGCUGGUUCAUGGAUUUUUGGUUCUGACAGUUUCAAGUUCAUAACAAUCUGAUAUCUUUGCUUAUGCAGUAAACUUCCGUCUUCGAUCUCUGUAUCACUCCCGAUGGAGGGGUUUGGAUUCAGCGAUGCCAGUAGUGCUGUGAGGAAGAAGAGGAGCAGUACAUCACGUCGCCCUCGGCCGGACUCUCAGCUGCCUUCUGAUUACCACGACAUGUCUUCCUUAUCGUCCACUCCACCUUCAGAAAAUAAUGCGAUGAAAGCUGAAGAUGGAGGGUUUGUGGAGUCAGAUGAAGCUUCCAACAACGGCUCUUUAACUUCUUUUCGCGGUAGUAAUGAACAGAGGCACGGUGUGGCUGAUUCCCGGAGGUGCAGUGAAGGGGUACUUGCGCCAGUGAAUUGGAAGAAUGCUAGUGGGAACUUUGAAGCUGCUUCAGAUGGAGGAGGCGCUAAUGGUAACAAGGUUAAAAAGGUUAAGCUUAAGCUUGGGGGUGUUACUCGGACGAUCAAUGCUAAUUCUGCAUCGGAUGGUGCGUCUGCUGUUGGGCCUUCUUCCACCAAAUCUUCUCAUUUCCCAGGUUCAGAACAGAAGCCUGCAAAGGACAGUGUAGUUGAACAUAACCGUUCCAUUACUUCGGAUAGGGGGAGUGGCUCACGAGGAGUAUGGAAGGAAUUGCCUAAAAGUGGCUCAAGUGGUGGCAAAGGCGAUGCGGUCAGGGUUAAGACACCUGAUGAAAAUCGCCCCUCACCAAAGCAGACAGAUAACAGCUAUGAGCCUGUCCGUAAGAGCAAACGUGUCCCAAAGAGACGUCUAUUAGAUGGGAUGUUCGAUGAUGGGGGCGAGGAGGAUGAUGAGAUUCGAUACCUUGAGAAGGUCAGUUAUGGUAUGGAAUUUGAAGAUGAGGAUGAAGCUGGAAGCAGGAAGAAGCGGAGAUUAUCAAAGGUAAUGAAAGCGAACGUCAACGUUGUACAUGAUGCUGAUGCUCGAGGCUCAUCGAGGUCGGGCAAAGAGGCAAAGAAGUCAAAGUCAGGGAAGGUCUCUGGAGACACUGAUUAUAUGGAUGAUGACGAAUUGGCUUCAGAAGGUGAGCCAAUGACUAAGAAGAAGAGACUGAGGAAAGAGUUGGCUGACAUACCUGUUGUUGAACCAAAGAAGGAAAUUACGGUUACCACUCGUCAGAGAGCUCUUCAAACUGGCAAAGAUGCAUCUACUGAUGUGGGUGCUGGCUUGAUUGAGUUCCCUAAUGGACUGCCUCCAGCGCCUCCAAAAAAACAAAAGGAGAAGCUCACUGAAGUGGAGCAACAACUAAAGAGAGCUGAGGCGCUUCAGAGGCGUAGAAUGCAGGUGGAAAAGGCAGCUAGGGAGUCUGAGGCUGAGGCAAUCAGAAAGAUUCUGGGCCAAGAUUCGAGCAGGAAGAAGCGUGAAGAGAAAGUAAAGAAGCGGCAAGAAGAAAUAGCCCAGGAGAGAGCUGCAAAUGCCAUGGUUCUCCCAUCUGACCGAGUGAGAUGGGUAAUGGGUCCUUCUGGGACAGUAGUAACAUUCCCUGAAGAGGUCGGUCUUCCCAGCAUAUUUGAUCCCAAGCCUCAAAGUUAUCCUCCAGCAAGAGAGAAAUGUGCUGGACCAUCUUGUCCCAAUCCAUACAAGUACAGAGAUUCCAAGUCCAAGCUUCCACUUUGCAGUCUGCAAUGUUAUAAGGCAAUCCGUGCAUGAUAAGGAAUACCAUCUUCUUCCUGAUUGAUCAUAAUAAUUGACUCCGAGUGUUGAUAGCAUGAGAUCAUUAGCUGAUUUGUUGUCUAAUUUAGCAUCUCAAUUAUAGUAAAUGGUAAAUAAUGACAUUGUUAUUGUUAUCUUUCACCAAUUCUUGUAAUUUUUUCCAGCUCCUGUGGUUUUGCUCUCUUGUAUAUGUAAUAUGUAUAUGAUGGCAAGUCAAGCAAGUUUUAAGUUGCAUUAUCUACCUCUGUUGCACGACCCUAUCACUACGGUGGCCAAGACAUGGAGAAUUUUGCUGAGGUUCAUCACCAUGUUCUUUGAUCUAUCUUUCCAGUUCAUGUUAUGUUAUCUGUGGUUAACGAUAGAUAACAUGAACAUGGUUGUCGACUCAAACCUAUUAGUAUGAGAUUAAGCUUGAUGAGAGACUUACCAUCACUACCAAUCAAGAUGAAUCGGUGAG
Molecule: messenger RNA, 2717 nt
Organism: Linum trigynum
Lineage: Eukaryota; Viridiplantae; Streptophyta; Magnoliopsida; Malpighiales; Linaceae
Source: the annotation of a GenBank genome assembly